UAGGGGUCGUGACCGACCUUUUGCACUCGGGAUAUUCAUUUCAGUGAACCGCGGAGCCAAUCAAUUGACCUCGCCUUCAUAGAUUUUUCUCUGGGUUUUUUAGUUUGAGUGCCUUUUUACUGAUCGCGAGCUUGAGGCACCAGUGAUCACCCAGCAAACCGCGUGAAACCAUGGGCAACCCAGACAUCCCAGAUGAGACCGAAGUGGCGGAGAUGGUCCAGAGCCUCGCCGACUGGCUCUCGAAGCAGCCGCACCUCCCGCGCAUCCAGGACGACAAGGUCCUCCUCCGCAAGUUCCUCGUCAACUGCAAGUACCGCGUCCAGAAGGCCAAGACCAAGAUCGACCAAUACUACUCCGCGCGAACGGCGCAUCCAGAGAUCUACCUCAACCGCGACCCCACCUCCGCCGCCAUCCAGACCAUCUCGGAACUCUGCCCCGUGUUCCCCCUCCCUCGGCGGACGCCCCGCGGGGAGCUGGUCUUCGUAGCCCGCGCCGAGCCUCAGAUCGAGGACAUCAUCCCCAUGGACUACCUCCGCUACCUCACCAUGGUCCUGGACGUCUUGCUCCUCGAGGAGGACAAACUCGACUUCCUCGUCGUCAUCGACUACCGCGGGUUCUCCUUCCAGCACUUCCUCAAGUUCACGACGAUCGCGGGCCUGUGCACGGAGCUCAUGCUGGAGGUUUACCCCGGGCAGUACAAGGGCACGCACUGCGUCAACGUCCCGCCCUUCAUCGAUAGCAUCGUGGCGUUGCUCAAGAGGGCGGUCAAGCCGAAACUGAGGGAUCGCGUCCAUGUCCACACGCAGCUGGACACGUUCCACGAUGUGGUGGGCAAGGAUUUCUUGCCGUCUGAUCUCGGAGGCGCUGAUAGCUUGAUCAAGGAAUUGAAUGAUAUGUAUCGGAAAAAAGUUGAGUCCUACGGAGACUGGCUGAAAAGUCAAGAGAACGUGCGAUCAAAUGAGGAGCUUCGGCCAGCUGCAUCCAGAGACUCAAUGGAGAUGGGCAUUGAGGGGUCGUUUAGGAGGCUCCGCGUUGACUGAAGACCUCGAUAACGCAGACAGUUGCCUUGAGGUAUAUCGAUUGAUGUGUCAUUUGAAUCUAUGAAAAAGGAUCGAUACAGGGUGUCCGCAACGAUUACCUUAAUAAUCGAUUCUUUCCAUAGCUUCAAAUGGGGAAAUAUCGAUCACCGAUCAUUCACGUCUCGCCUCUGCGACUUGCAGUUCUAAACGCCACGGUUUGCACGGAUUAAACGAACGUUAGUGGCUAAUAGAUAACGCGUUAGUCUUAUGAUUUUUUUUUUUUUUUUUUUUAGAGUAAGAUGCAUCUUUGAACUAUGCUGUUUGGUUUUAUCGCUGCAUUGAAUUGUGGAUAAAUUAAAAAAAAAACUAGCUUGCAAAGGUACUAAUUCCGAUCUUAAAACACAAUUUAAGUUCUGAAGUGGGCGAUUUGAUUCAGUCUGUUUUUUGUUUAUAUUAUUUUUUUUUUUUUUGCCUCGGGGGAACAACCAUUGUAUUAUGUGGCACAGAAAAAGCUGAUUUCUCGUUUAUGAUGUGAUAAUUAAAUUUCCUUUCACCCAA
Messenger RNA from Bemisia tabaci, 1577 nucleotides. Its product is annotated as alpha-tocopherol transfer protein-like. Lineage: Eukaryota; Metazoa; Arthropoda; Insecta; Hemiptera; Aleyrodidae. Gene Ontology annotation, molecular function: phosphatidylinositol bisphosphate binding. Gene Ontology annotation, cellular component: membrane. The record is from RefSeq and is a predicted model, not a curated record.